Molecule: messenger RNA, 801 nt
Organism: Andrographis paniculata
Lineage: Eukaryota; Viridiplantae; Streptophyta; Magnoliopsida; Lamiales; Acanthaceae
Exons: 1
Coding region: 1-801 (266 amino acids)
Biological process (GO): mRNA splicing, via spliceosome
Cellular component (GO): catalytic step 2 spliceosome
Molecular function (GO): RNA binding; protein binding
Source: RefSeq, a predicted model, not a curated record
AUGGAUUCGUCGUCGGAAAUCACAUUUGACGGCGAGCAGCGGAUCGGAAUUCAGAAACGUUCCGUCCGGCGAAGAUUCCAGGCUCUUCUAGAAGAACUGACGGUUAUGAACGUGCAGUCGGUGGCUGAUCGAAUGGCCGAACUGAAUCCGAUCGAAGGAAGAUCGCACUUCUGCGAAGCGGUUAUGAGAUCUCAGAUGCAGUUUCCCCAAUCCACCAACGUCUACGCCGCCCUUGUGGCGGCGAUCAAUCCCCGAUUUCCCGACGUCGGCUAUCUGGUGGCGAAGAGAGCCGCCGUCCGGUUCAGGGAGGCUUGCGACAGCCGCGACAGGGACCGGACGGAAACCGCCGCCGCGCUGGUGGCGCAUUUAGCAAAUCAGGCGGUGGUUCACGCCGCAUUGGCGUGGGAUGUCCUGAUGUAUUUAUUGACUGUGUAUCCCAUGGACAACACUGCCGCUGCCGCCGGAUUUUGCAUUGAAUGUGGGUCGAUGCUGCGCGCCUCCGCGCCGCAGAGAUUCACCGAUAUAGUGGGAGGCUUCCGGAGGUUGCUCCGGGGAUUGGUGGUGGAUAAGCCUCUCCGGAGGCGGAUUUUGAAGCUUAUUCAAGCAGAUGAAUCGAUGUUCGAGGAUUAUCCGGCGAUCAUCUAUGAACUCGAUUUGGUCGAGGCCGGGGAACAGGUUACUCACAUGGUGUCUUUGCUGCAACCUAUUGAUCCAGAGUACAGCCUCGACAGUAGUAUUUCGUCGACUUCUGAGAUCGCCGGCGGCGGCUACGGCAGCGACGAAGAAGUGUCUUCAUGUUAA